Messenger RNA from Porites evermanni, 1362 nucleotides. NCBI's taxonomy places the organism in Eukaryota, Metazoa, Cnidaria, Anthozoa, Scleractinia, Poritidae. The record is from the annotation of a GenBank genome assembly.
AUGUCGAUUUCGAGCAUCAUCAGAAAUCAAGGAAACGAUUUUUUUCGCCAGGCUUGCUCGGGGAAAAUCUCCGACUUACAGAAAUCAAGAGAGCUAUUUGACCAAGCGUUAUCCCGGUAUUACAAAGCUAAGGAAAAAGCCGAAGAUUCAGACGAUGAAUGCUCCGCCGCCAAGAACAUCGGCAAGGCUGCAUGGCGGAUAGCGGGUGUUUUGACUCAAAAGCUGGAGAGUUUUCAGACUAUCCUGCACUACCAACGCGAAGCAAUCAAAGGAUUAUGCGAAGCUUUCAACAAAAGUGAAGACUGUAAACCAGAGCAGUGGCGAAACGAAGUUCUAGGAACACUCACUCUUUGUUUGCAAGAAGUCAUCGACUGGUGUGACACGUUUCAUCCCGACAUCAAGAUUCACCAGCUCGAGCAGCUUGUUUUGAUCACAACCGUAGACAGAGCCACUGUUGAUCUACAGCUGAGGUUGGCCAGGCUUUACUUUUAUGACGGAGCCACUAAGCUUCAAAAUGGCGAGUAUAAGACAUGUCUUUCCCGCAUGAGAGAUUGCUACCGGCCCAUCGAAGAAGUGAAGCGCUUGGCUCAUAUUACAGGGGAGGAGUUGAACGAUCUGCUGGAUGAAGCGCAAACUUUAGAGCAAGAUGUGUUCUACCACUCGUGCUCCGCGUCGUCAAUGCAAGCUCGCGUACAGGGAGACCACCUUCUUACAAUGGCUUUAGAAGAUGAAGAGGAACUUGAUAUGACUUUGGUUUUUGAAGUCAUCGACUGGUACAAGCAGGCCGUGGUCUUGGCAAGAGAGAUUGAAAUAGAACAGGAAGCUAUCGCUGAGAGCAGACUGGGCGUUGUCUAUGACAAAGUACUGAAGCUGACUCACCGCGCUAAAGAUUACUUCAACCACACCCUGCAAUUGGCAGAGUCCAUGAAGCCGCGCAUCUUCACCUCUGACGACUGGUACAAAGUGUGCGUCAGCACCCUGCAGCGAUAUCAAGAAGAGAUCCGCCAGCGUGAAGAGGAUGAGAAAAGUAAGGUACGAGCUAAGUAUCUGGACGAGCUCAAAGAGGAGCUUGCAGAUAUCAAGAAGCACGACACCAGCGCUACUGCUUUGAUCAAACAUGUGUACACCAGCUACCCUCCAAAGUCUUCUUCCUGGGAGAAACCCAGUGACGAUGAGAUCAGCAAGUGGGAUUCCCUGGAAAGGGGGACCAAAGAGUACAAGAAGUUUCUCCUAAAGGCAUUGGCUGUUUUCCAUCCAGACAAGGUAGAUGAUAAGGAACAUGGGAUGAAGUGGAAAGUUCUCAGUGAGGAGAUUACAAAAAUGAUCACUAAUUAUUAUGAAAACACAAAGUUUGCAUGUUAG